GCAGCUGUUGUCAAUGUGGUUGUGAUUUAUCUCUAUUUCCUUUAGAUACUCUAGCACUUGCUCGCCGCAACUGAAGGCAUUGCCAUUCACAUAAAAAAAGGGGAAAUCUUGUUGCCGAAAACCCAGGAUUAUAUAUAUGCUUUGAUGAGCUAGGCAUGUUCUUUUGGUGUAGUAAGUUCGUCGUAUCACAUGGCACUGACGGUCUCAAUCGUGCUUUCGUGUAGCAUGUGUUUUACUGGGAAAAGUUUGAGAAGUGCUAUAGUAUUUGAAGCAGAGAGAGGCUAUAGGAACGCUUUAGGUAGAAAAAUGAGGUUUAAUAAUUUCCUCUUCAAUAAAGUUUCAAAAAUUUGUUCUCGGUCCAAGCACAAGUUUCCGGAAAAGUUAUUGGAGGAAGUAAAUAAUUAUGAUACAGCCAGUAUCACAGAACGCUCAAAGCUGCUGAACAAGGUAUCAGUUUUGAUGGGUUAUAAUGGCCUUCAUGAUUUAUUUGAGAAUGAAAGACCUGAUGAGCAACCUGAUAGAAAUCUCAGAGAUGCUACAGAUGAUUUUGAUCUUUCCCUUGCAUGUAAACGGUUUCCUUCCAUCACUUUGGGUAGUUCCCCUCGAGUAGAACUGUAUGAUGAGGCAACUAGUAGCUCAAGAAUAAGGGCACUAUUAGAAGCUCAAGGAUUUUUAUCCAACUCCAUGGAUGAAAAGUGGGUUGAUCCAAAUGAUCUGUCUGAAACCUGGCCUUCUUUUUAUCAACCCCUUCCGGAGACUGGUUCUUCUGUAGUAGUGGAAGAAAGUUCAGAUUUGUAUCAGUCUUCUUGUUCCGCAACUUUGGAAUCUGAAGGAAAAUCAGAUCAUCCUCUUACUGUGGAAGAAGAUAAAGAAGAGUUGGAUCAAUCUUCUUGGUCCAUGACUUUAGGAUUUGAAGGAAAGUCCAAUCAUCUAAUUACUGAGGAGGAAUCUUCUAGUAAAGUUGGGAUCCAACCACAGUUGGAUAUGACAACUUUUGAUUUUUUUCUUGAUAGAUCCGUCAGUUGCAUUCCUGGUUUAAGUAAAAGGCAAUCUCACCAACUAGAAGAAUGUGGCUUUUUCACUUUGCGGAAACUGUUACAUCACUUUCCCCGGACCUAUGCAGAUUUACAGAAUGCACAAACUGAGAUUAAUGAUGGGCAGUACUUGAUUUUUGUUGGGAAAAUUAUGUCUUCAAGGGGAAUUAGAGCCAGUUAUUCUUUUUCGUUUCUUGAGGUGAUUGUGGGUUGUGAAGUUGCAAAUAGUGAACCCAUUUCGGAUAAUAUAUACGGCGAUACUACUGAUACCAAGGGUGAGAAGACAAUUUAUUUGCAUUUGAAGAAGUUCUUCCGGGGUGCUCGUUUUGCUUCUCAACCUUUUCUUAGAUGCCUUGAAGGAAAGCAUAAAGUGGGAGAACUUGUAUGUGUUAGUGGUAAGGUGAGGGCUUUGAGUAAAGAUCACCAUGAAAUGAGGGAAUACAGUAUUGAUGUACUCAAAGAUGAAAAUGACUCAUCUGUUAGCACAAAGGGGAGGCCUUACCCUAUCUAUCCUUCGAAAGGUGGCUUAAAACCUGAUUUUCUUAGAGACAUCAUUGCAAGGGCUCUACAAGCCGUGCAGGAAAAUAUUGAUCCUAUUCCCAAUGAAAUCAUCAACGAAUUUGGACUUUUACGUCUCCAUGAUGCAUACGUUGGGAUUCACCAGCCAAUGAACAUAAAGGAGGCUGAUUUAGCUCGCAAAAGGCUCAUAUUUGAUGAGUUCUUCUACCUACAGUUGGGGCGCUUAUUUCAAAUGCUUGAUGGUCUUGGCACACAAAUUGAAAAAGAUGGAUUGCUGGAGAAGUACAGAAAACCUGAAGCAAAUGCUGCUUACAUGGAAGAAUGGUCUAGUCUGACCAAGGAAUUUUUUAAAGCUCUUCCAUAUUCGCUUACCUCUGGUCAACUUAGUGCUAUUUCAGAAAUUAUAUGGGAUCUAAAGAGGCCGGUCCCAAUGAAUCGGCUUUUACAGGGAGAUGUUGGAUGUGGGAAAACCGUGGUUGCUUUUCUGGCAUGCAUGGAGGUUAUUGCUUCUGGUUAUCAGGCAGCUUUCAUGGUUCCUACUGAAUUGCUUGCAAUCCAACAUUAUGAGCACUUUGUAAAUCUGCUAGAGAAGAUGGAUGUGGUUGAUAAUAAACCUUCUGUUGCUUUACUAACUGGAUCAACCCCACAAAAGCAAUCACGUCUGAUUCGCAAGGAUCUCCAAAGUGGAGAUAUCUCACUUGUCAUUGGAACCCAUAGUUUAAUAGCCGAAAAAGUGGAGUUUUCUUCCCUACGUAUUGCUGUGGUGGAUGAGCAGCAUCGUUUUGGUGUGAUCCAGAGAGGAAAGUUUAACAGUAAGCUAUACCAUACUUCAAGCUCAAGAACGCAAUCAGCUGAAAUAGAUGUUUCCUCUGAACAUGACACCUAUAUGGCUCCUCACAUUCUCGCCUUGUCAGCUACUCCUAUCCCAAGGACCCUUGCUCUUGCUUUGUAUGGAGAUGUGUCUUUGACAAAUAUUACUGACUUACCUCCUGGAAGGAUACCUGUUGAAACAUACAUCAUUGAAGGAACUGACAAUGGCUUUAAGAGUAUUUAUAAGAUGAUGUUAGAGGAGUUAGAAGCAGGAGGAAGGCUGUAUCUUGUAUAUCCAGUCAUUGAACAAUCUGAGCAAUUACCUCAGCUUCGGGCUGCUUCUGCGGAUCUUGAGAUCAUAUCAAAACAGUUUCCCGAUUAUAAAUGUGGGUUAUUACAUGGAAGAAUGAAGGGUGAUGAAAAGGAAGAAACAUUGAGAGAGUUUAGGUCCGGAGGAACAGAUAUUUUGCUUUCUACGCAAGUAAUUGAGAUUGGCGUUGAUGUCCCAGAUGCAUCUAUGAUGGUUGUUAUGAAUGCUGAGAGAUUCGGAAUCGCUCAGUUACACCAACUUAGAGGACGAGUUGGUCGUGGGACAAGAAAGUCUAAAUGUAUAUUAGUAGCAUCUACUUCAAGUGGCCUAGGUCGCCUGAAGAUGCUUGAGAAGUCAUCAGAUGGCUUCCACUUAGCUAGUGUGGAUCUUCUUCUACGUGGUCCUGGUGAUUUACUCGGCAAAAAACAGUCCGGACACCUUCCCGAAUUUCCUAUUGCUAGGUUGGAAAUGGAUGGCAACAUUUUGCAAGAGGCACAUGUUGCUGCAUUGAAAAUCUUAAGUGAUUCUCAUGACUUGGAACGUUUUCCGGCACUCAAAGCAGAACUAAGCAUGCGGCAGCCACUUUGUAUUCUGGGUGAUUGAGCUUCGGCUGGCAUGGUGGUUUCAUGUUUCCACACUUCAGCAUUGCGCAUAGACUACAGGUUCGGCUUGGUACCGAGUCCUUGUUUGUAUAGCAUUCAGUCUAGGUGGCUUCCUUGUUCUUGGACUGCACUCUAAUUUAAUGUGCUGUAAAUCCAUAAUCAACUAGUAAA
This is a messenger RNA of Hibiscus syriacus, 3446 nucleotides long. RefSeq names its product ATP-dependent DNA helicase homolog RECG, chloroplastic-like. The record is from RefSeq and is a predicted model, not a curated record. NCBI's taxonomy places the organism in Eukaryota, Viridiplantae, Streptophyta, Magnoliopsida, Malvales, Malvaceae. Gene Ontology annotation, biological process: DNA repair; DNA recombination. The transcript has 18 exons. Gene Ontology annotation, molecular function: nucleic acid binding; ATP binding; DNA helicase activity. Bases 190 to 3276 code for a protein of 1028 amino acids.